AUGGCCUCAAGACUCAUCUUUAGACGUACACUCGCGACCUCUGUUAAACCACCGGUUCAAUUGUUCGGUUUGGAGGGAACCUAUGCGUCUGCUCUCUACACUGCCGCUGCUAAGUCCACGUCUGUUGAGAAGGCUGCUAAGUCGUUGGACUCUUUGAAGACACUCGUUUCUCAAGACGCCAAGGUUGGUGCAAUUUUGGGUAACCCAGCGUUGUCCUUCGAGGACCGUGCUGUUGUUGUUGACACCUUGGCCAAGCAGGUGUCUCUGGACUCGUCUGUCGCCAACCUGUUGAAGGUCUUGGGUGACAACAACAGAUUGAACUUGCUCGAGGGUAUCUUUGCUCAGUUCAAGGUGUUGACCGAUGCUCACAGUGGUGUUGUCGAGGCUGUUGUUACCUCUGCUACCCAAUUGGACUCUAAGGUCUUGAAGAAGAUUGAGUCCUCUAUCACCAAGUCCAAGUUUGUCGGCUCCGGUAAGACAUUGAGAUUGCAAAACAAGGUUGACGCUGAUAUCCAAGGUGGAUUGAUCGUCGAGGUUGGUGAUAGAACCGUUGACUUGUCUGUUGCUUCCAAGGUUGCCAAGUUGAACCAGGCUUUGAAGGAGGCCAUUUAA
Molecule: messenger RNA, 612 nt
Organism: Williopsis jadinii
Lineage: Eukaryota; Fungi; Ascomycota; Saccharomycetes; Phaffomycetales; Wickerhamomycetaceae
Gene: ATP5
Product: F1F0 ATP synthase subunit 5
Exons: 1
Coding region: 1-612 (203 amino acids)
Biological process (GO): proton motive force-driven mitochondrial ATP synthesis
Cellular component (GO): membrane
Molecular function (GO): proton-transporting ATP synthase activity, rotational mechanism
Source: RefSeq, a predicted model, not a curated record